UAAAGCCAUCUGGGCCUGGAGCUUUGUGUGGCUUGAGGUUAUUGAGGACCAUAUCUAUUUCCUCUGGGGUGAUAGGACUGUCCAUGAAUUCCUGUUCCUCAUCCGUUAAGGUAUGUAUCCCAAGACACCUGAUGCGCUACUUCUGGAAGAUGGAGGGGCAAUACCCGGCCAUGGCCUGGUCGAUCAUGGAGCUGCUCUUCCCAUCAGCCGGUAUGGUGUUGAAGUUCCUUGCCACCCAGAAUGCAGUGGCCCUCCAAGGCUAGACAUACCCAGCUGCUUCAACCGUUCCUCCUAAGACUUGGUUUCUAGACCCUUGAUCAUCUUGAUUGCCCAUCUUGGCACAGGUUCCAGCUAGACACUAGAUGGCGAGGGUAUGUAUCCCAAGACACCUGAUGCGCUACUUCUGGAAGAUGGAGGGGCAAUAACCGGCCAUGGCCUGGUCGAUCAUGGAGCUGCUCUUCCCAUCAGCCGGUAUGGUGUUGAAGUUCCUUGCCACCCAGAAUGCAGUGGCCCUCCAAGUAUAGCAUCUUGACAUUAGAGGUGAAAGAGGCAGAGACACUACAUGAAAUUCUGUCACGAGCUCGUUGGACUUUUUAAAAGAGCUGGGACAUGUGAAAGAAGCCGAAGCUGCAAAGAACUAUGAAUUUCCUUUCCCCUAAUGACCAUCUCCCAAGGAAUGAUUCUAAUGGAUCAACUUGUGAAAUCCAAGAUGGCUUUCUUGCAGGGACUCUGCCUGUGAUGUACUCAGUCAUCUCCACAUUUGGUUUCUUCAGCAACAUGCUGGCCCUCUGGGUGUUCCAGUUUGGCACACAGAAGACAAACUCCAUCACGGUGUACAUGAAGAACCUUGCCAUCUCAGACCUCUUGCUUGCCCUCUGCCUGCCCUUCCGGGCUGCUUAUCAAAAUGAGAGUGGCUCUCCCAUCCUGUGCAAAGUGGUUGGCACAGUCUUCUAUAUCACCAUGUACAUCAGCAUCCUGCUCCUCAGCCUUAUGUGCCUGGACCGCUACCUGAAGAUCAUCUGGCCCCUCCAGCAGUUCCGGAUCCACAAAGUACCUCACAGCACUUCUGCCUCCAGAGUGGUAUGGCUGCUCUGCAUUGCCCUAAUGAUGCCAUACUUUUUCAACAAGGGCAACAGCAACGACCCCUGCAGCCACAAAUGCUUCCACUUCAAGAAGAGAGGAGCUCUGGCAGCAGUGCUCAACAUGACAGCAGUGCUCCUUUUCUUCUUCCUAUUGCUGUUUUUCCUUUACUCUUACUGCAAAAUCUCUCUUAAGCUCCACACAGCAUCCUUAAGGAAAAGUAAGUGGGUUAGCAGCAGAGCCACUCUGAAGAUCUCUGUGGUCCUGCUUGUCUUCACAAUAUGCUUUGCCCCCUACCACGUGGUCCGAGUGCCUUACAUCUUUGCCCAGGUAGGGGUCAUUUCUGCUGCAGAGAGUGUUCAGGCCCUCCACUUUGCCAAUGAAGUUGUCCUUUGCAUCUCAGCCCUCAACUGCUGCUUCGACCCCAUUAUUUUCUUUUUUCUGUCCAGCAAUUUCAAGAGGGCUCUGCUGGCAGCCACCCAUGGGAAACUGAAAAGAGCUCUUCAGAAGAACCCAGACAUGUCAGGCAACAGAAAAUCCACCACAGACCCCAGAAUGCAGGAGAGCUGAGGUACAGGAUGAGCGACUGGUUGUUGGGCAGUAUGGAAGAUAUGCAGCAAAUAUGUACCACAUUUCAAGGAAGCCAGACGCUAGGCUAGGGAGUGGACAUAUAUGCACAAUCCAAACAGGGGUGCAGAAACCUCUUCUAUGUGGCUGGAAUGCAUCCCAUUGUUCAAAGGUAGGAGUCACAUCCAUUGCUCCUUCUGCUUUUGCCUAUAACCCCAGCCAUCUCUGGUUUGUGGUUCCAUGAGAGAAUGCAGCCCUCAGGCUGAAAACGGCUCCCUGUCCCAAAUUCAAGCAACUGAGUCCUAUUACCAUGACUCUUUGUUUUCAUAUAGAUUCAGUAAUACCUUCCUUGGCUGGUGGCUUGUUUUUAAUUGGUUUUAAAUCUUGCCCUACAAUGAAAACGUUGCAUUUUUCUUUAAGACGUUGUUGUGGUGGUGGUAGGAUCGAAGACCCAGUGCUGAAAUUGUAUGCUUAGUUACACCACACUCACAGGUUCAACAGUACAUUCUAGGACCAGAGGCAGUUUUAGGGUAGCGCUAAUGCACUGUAUGCUGCAUUGCAAGGGGUGCCACAAAAAUGCUGCAGAAUAGAGCGCAAGAAGAGCCCCCCCACCCAGUUUGUCUCACACAGGGCGCCACUGAAAGUUGAGAGCCCAAAGUCCGCCACUGCCAGGAUGUAUACAGAAAAAGCAGCAGCUACGGGUGCUGAAGCAUAAAAUGGUCAGUUACACUUGCAUGUAUCAUAGGGUGGAAGCAUGACUGGGUCACACUAAAAGUUCAUAGUUUGGAAACCACUUUUUAUCUGUUUUCCUCAAUGGUUUCCCUAUGAAUUUGCCUGGCCUGGAGAACUCCAGCCUUAACAGAGCAACAGUAUUUAUAGUUCUGCCAAUGCUUUACUAUUCAACUAGCCUCUCUCCCUCCCACACUGAGAUUCCAGUGCCUUUUUUGUUUCCACAAACUUUUAACUUGUUUGAUUUUAUAGUUUUAACUGACCUUUGUUUGUUUUUUGUCCUCCAAACUGUUGAAAGACUAUUGUAAUUAAGCAGUAUAUGCAUUGUUUAAUUAAAUAUAUAAAUAAAAGACUGCAUAAUCAGAGAAAUGUAAAUUUAUGGAUCAUUUACCUUAUUUCUGCAAUUAAACAGGCAUUUCUUUCAGUUUAUAUAUUUUAUAAUUACUUCAUAUGGGAUUACAUAUUUUUUAUUCUUCAAAGUAACAAGGAGCAAGUUUUAUUUAUUUUAAAAAAUAUUUUUAUUUAUUUUUAACAUAUAUAUAACAUAUUUAUUUAGUAUAUUAAUAGCUGCACAGAGCUUCUCGACUUCCCUCCAUCCCAUUGUCUGGUUUUUUAAUAUCUAUUUCAUAUUCACACACAUUUGUAUCGUCUCCAUUCUACCUUUUUCCUUAGAUAUUUUAAACUUUAAACAUCAGUAGAUAGGUCCAUCUGUCUGACGAUACAAGAUUAAUCUCAGUCCUGCUAGUGUCUUUAGAUAUUUACAAUGAUUGUCUAUAUAUUGAAUAAAUUUACUCCAGUCACUCUAGAACGUUUGGUUGCUCUGGUUUCAGAUUUUUACCGUCAACUUUGCUAGUUCUGCAUAGUCCAUCAUCUUAGUCUGCCAUUCUUCUAUCAUUGGUAAUUCUUGUUGUUUCCAUUUUGGGGCCAGUAAAGUCCUAGCUGCCAUUGUGGCAUACAUAAAGAGUCUCUUAUCUACCUUUGAAAUUUCUUCUCCUGUCAUACCUAACAAGAACGCUUCAGGGUUUGUACUCUCUUUCAGCCUCAGCCCUCUGCCGAUCUAUGCAUUUGGUGUUUUGAAUAAGAAUAGCUUGCCUUCACUGUGGCGUUUCUGGUCAUAUUUUGAAACCAGAAUUUUCUGCAUCUCUCUCUCUCUCUCUGCUAAUAAAAAAAGUGGCAUUUCUUUUCAGAGCA
This is a messenger RNA of Podarcis raffonei (Aeolian wall lizard), 3567 nucleotides long. Its product is annotated as probable G-protein coupled receptor 34. Gene Ontology annotation, molecular function: G protein-coupled receptor activity; oxysterol binding. Gene Ontology annotation, biological process: G protein-coupled receptor signaling pathway. NCBI's taxonomy places the organism in Eukaryota, Metazoa, Chordata, Lepidosauria, Squamata, Lacertidae. Bases 640 to 1650 code for a protein of 336 amino acids. Gene Ontology annotation, cellular component: membrane. The transcript has 6 exons. The record is from RefSeq and is a predicted model, not a curated record.